AUGUCUUCAGCAAAACGGCCCUUGGAAGAUCCUUCUUCACCUUCUGCCCCCACUGACUUACCAGACGCCAAACGCCCAGCGUUAGACAAGGUGGUCAGAGAAGAUGCAGCGGCCGAGGGCUCUGCUACCCUCAACAGCGGACCAGCUGAAGGCCCAAAGCCCAACGAAAAGCACCCAUUGCCAGCGCCUGUCACAAAUGGGUCAUCCGAAGCACAUGUUGAAGGCGCUGCAGCAGCAGGCACCAAGGGAGCACCAGCCGCUGCGUCGCCGGAGACGCAGUCGCAAAGUGCUGUUUCCCAGACCGACCGAGCCACGUCUCAGACACCGUCUAUGCCGCCGCAAGACGAGACGAACUGGAUCCAUAUCCGUGCCGUCAUUUCAAGUGCUGAAGCUGCAACCUGUAUCGGCAAAGGGGGCGAGAACGUCACCCAGAUCCGAAGACUCUCUGGUGCCAAGUGCACCGUGAGUGAUUAUUCAAGGGGGGCAGUUGAGCGUAUCUUGACUGUUAGUGGUGCUCAAGACGCCGUCGCAAAGGCUUUCGGCCUGAUCAUUCGCACCUUGAACAACGAACCCCUCGAAGCUCCAUCAACUGCGCAAUCCAAGACCUACCCACUGCGACUCCUAAUUCCUCACAUCCUCAUCGGCUCCAUCAUCGGAAAGUCUGGUGUGCGCAUCAGAGAAAUCCAGGAAGCCUCGGGUGCUCGCCUCAAUGCCUCGGACUCAUGCCUGCCUCUUUCUACUGAGCGCUCUCUAGUUGUACUGGGCGUUGCGGAUGCAGUUCACAUUGCCACGUACUACAUUGCUGUUACAUUGGUUGAGCAAUUGACGGAACGUUUCGGCGGCCCUGCUGCGUCCGCUUAUGCCACAAGAAGUGGUGGUCCAGCAGGAGUUGUCCCUGGAGGUAUGCAGGUUGUGCCAUAUGUUCCACAACCAGCCGGGGGUCAAUAUGGCCAUCCAGACAUGUACAAGAGGCACAAUACACAUCCACCACAACGAUUGCCCCCUCAACCCUAUGGCGCCCCGCAGAUGCAUGGUACUCCGCAGCAGCCAUAUCCUCAGUUUGCUCAACCGUACGCAGCAGCGACACCACGAACUCCGAGCUAUGGGGUUGGUCCACAGCAACCCGCAGCGUAUGGUCAAAUACCGCCUCAGCCUGCUGCUCAUGGACAACCUGCUCAGCCAGCCCAUGCGAUGCCGGGACAGCCAAUCACGCAGCAGAUCUUCAUCCCUAACGACAUGGUCGGUGCAAUCAUCGGCAAAGGCGGCGCCAAAAUCAAUGAAAUCCGGCAUCUCAGCGGAAGUGUGAUCAAGAUCAACGAACCGCAGGACAACAGCAAUGAAAGAUUGGUCACCAUUACCGGGACUCCAGAAUGCAAUCAGAUGGCGCUGUACAUGCUUUAUUCCAGGCUGGAAAGCGAGAAACAUCGGAUAUAG
Messenger RNA from Fonsecaea nubica, 1434 nucleotides. RefSeq lists its product as hypothetical. NCBI's taxonomy places the organism in Eukaryota, Fungi, Ascomycota, Eurotiomycetes, Chaetothyriales, Herpotrichiellaceae. Gene Ontology annotation, cellular component: nucleus; cytoplasm. Gene Ontology annotation, biological process: regulation of RNA metabolic process; regulation of gene expression. Gene Ontology annotation, molecular function: mRNA binding. The record is from RefSeq and is a predicted model, not a curated record. The transcript is spliced from 2 exons. Bases 1 to 1434 code for a protein of 477 amino acids.